AUGACUUCCCAAGACUUUAUUAUCGACAAGGUUGAUGAUUUUAAUGAUUUAAAUGCAUAUAUAAGCAACAAAGCCAUGAAUGCACUUGGAAUUUCAGAUGGUUCUGUUGUUUCAGUCAGGAAUCAACAAAAUUCACAAACACUUGUCGCCAUUCAAGGUUGUGAUAUGCCUGAUAAUGUCAUUAGACUUAGUCGAUGCCACAGGAUUAAUAUAGGCAGCUUUCUCGGUGAAACAGUCAAAAUCUCGAAACCAAUCAAAUCUCAAAAGGCAGAAAUCGUAUUAGUAGCACCAAUUGCCGACACAAUUAACGGAAUUUCUGGUAAUUUCUGCGAUUUGAUUCAAGAGUCAAGUUAUAAAUUUAAUAAUUUUCCCGUUUAUCCAAACUUCAUUUUCCCAGUCUACACAAUGCAACGUGUUGUUGAGUUUCAAGUUAUUAAAUGCUCACCAAGUGGAGCUCACGUCAUUGUUACGAGUGCAGAUGUAUUCUCUUCCAGAUCACAACCAGUCAACCGUACUGGACAGCCUCAUUUCGAAGGAAUUACAUACGAUGAUAUCGGCGGAAUCGAUUCAUCUCUUAAAAAAGUUCGUACUUCCAUAGAAAGACCUUUAUUAUCACCAAACUACGCAAGAGGCAACGAACCAAAGGCAGUAUUAAUUACAGCUCCAGCAGGAUGUGGUAAAACACUCCUUGGAUCAGCAAUUCCGAACGAAACUUCAUCAGAUUUUCUCGGAAUCAAAGGAUCUGACAUCAUUUCUAUACGUCUCGAAGCCGCCGUUAACUUCAUUAAGUCUGCUUCUAAUGCUGCCGCUCAAAAAUCUCCUUUCAUUGUUUUCAUUGAUGAUAUUGAUACGAUUUCAUGCCAACAAUACAACGAAGAUGGCACACCAAACAACACAUUAUCGAAUGCCAUCGCUCAAUUCAUCAAAGGAAUAAAGGAUCAAGACAAAAAAGUUGUAAUCGCAACAGCUCGCCAUCCGGAGUCGAUUGUUCCUGCUGUGGUCCAACUUUUCGACGAUAAGGUCGUGAUUAAUUUACCAAAUGACCAAGAAAAAAUGAAAAUCGCCGAAGCAGUGACAAGAAAGAUGGAAAUAUGCGGAGAUGGAGCAUUACAAGCACUUGUUGAUGGAUCUGAAACUGGUUCCGAUAUUGAAAUGAAGGCCCAAGACCAACUUACGGAAAAAAUGAUGAAUAUUCUUUCCAAAGUUGACCCAUUAGCUCCAACUCUUUCAUUAAAGAUGUUGCAGGAGGUCGCUGUCGGAGAAGGCAACGCCGAAUCCCGCAAAUCUUUCAAGAAUAGGGAGGCCAAGAAGAAUAUCGAACAAAAACCACAGCCAAAGAAGCAAAAGAAGAGAAAUCAGCACUUCGAGACCCCAGGAGAACCGAAAUCUCUCGAUCCUUUCGGCGAUAUCAUGGACGAAGGAGAUGAUGAAAUCAAUGUUGAAGCACUGAUGUCAUCUAGGCAACCAAUCAAGUCCUCAGGCACAUUCCCAGAGAUGGAUGCCUUCAAUGAUCAGCCAGCUCCUGCCGCAACCGAUCCAUUUGCUGCAAAUCAGCCAGAAGAUCCAUUCGCAGCUCCAAAACAGGAACAAAAGAAGCAAGAACCGGUAGAUCUAUUCGCAGCUCCAAAACCAAUGCCAAUGUCCACAGAUCCGUUCGCAAUGCCAUCUCAACCGGCAUUAUCGAACGAUCCAUUUGCAAUCGUACCAGGAAAAGGCCCAGACUCGAUGCCAAAGCCCAGAGCUGAUCCAUUCUCCCCAACAUCAGAUCCAUUUGCAUCUAAGUCUAAAACGGCCGACCCAUUCGCCAUGCCAGCACCUGAUCAGUUCGAGGCAAAGCCAGCGCCGAAGACCGAUCUAUUUGCGGCCCCUGCAUCAGAUCCAUUUGCACAAUCUGCCACAGAGGAUCCAUUUGCAUCAGAAUCUGUAAGCGAGGAUCCAUUCGGUGCUCCUGCCAAGUCCGAAAAGAAGGCAGAUCCUUUCGCAGCUCCACAAUCAGAUCCAUUUGCAGCUCCUCCAGCGAAAGAGUCCAAGCCAUCGGCAGAUCCAUUCGCUGCAGCACCUGUAGAAUCCGGAGAUCCAUUUGCUGCUCCUUCAAUUGCAGUCAAAGUCUCAGCAGAUCCAUUUGGAGCUCCAGCUCCUAAGAAAGAGUCCAAACCAUCAGCAGAUCCAUUUGCUGCUGCUCCUAAGCAGUCAGAAGAUCUAUUCGCUGCUCCUCCAAAGCAAACUAAACCUUCUGAUGAUCCAUUUGCUGCUCCACCACAAAAGGAGUCGAAACCAUCAUCAGAUCCGUUCGCAGCAGCAGCCAAACCAUCAGAAGAUCCAUUUGCUGCCUCUAAACCACAAGAUGAUCCAUUUGGUAAUAGUAAACCAAAGAAAGACGCAAAACCAUCAUCAGAUCCAUUCGCUGCUCCUCCUAAACAGGCAGAUGAUCCAUUUGCAGCUCCAUCUGAAAAGGCCAAACAAAAUGAUGAUCCAUUUGCUUCCAAGAAACAGCCAGCCGAUCCAUUUGCAGCAGCACCUGUUUCAGGCGAUCCAUUUGCCUCGAAAUACCAACCAGAAAAGGAAGAUCCUUUCGCAUCAAAGCCAAAAGAAGAUCCAUUCGCUUCCCAGCCGAAGAAGGCUGAGGAUCCAUUCGCUUCUAAGGCCAAAGAGGACCCAUUCGCCUCAAAUCAGAAGAAAGGAGAAGAUCCAUUUGGUUCCGUCAAGAAGAAAGAGGACCCAUUCGCUUCUAACAAGGCAGAUCCUUUCGCUUCCAAGCCAAAAGAAGAUCCAUUCGCUUCCCAGUCGAAGAAGACUGAAGAUCCAUUUGGAUCUGUCAAAAAGAAAGAAGAUCCAUUCGCUUCUAAGCCACAGAUUGACCCAUUCGGCUCUGUAAAGAAGAAAGAAGACCCAUUCGCCUCAAAACCAACAUCCGAUCCGUUCGGAUCUGUCAAGAAGAAGGACAAUGACCAAUUUGCCAAGAAAUCCGACCCAUUUGCCACUCCGAAAGCCGAUCCAUUCGCUACAACUAAACCGAAAAAGGUCGAAGAUCCAUUUGCUACUCCGAAACCGAAACAAGACCCAUUCUCUCGUAAGGCCAAGGAGGAUCCAUUCGCUUCUAAACCGAAAUCGGAUCCUUUCGCCAAACCAAAUAACGAUGAUCCUUUCGCAUCUAAGCCAAAGGAAGAUCCAUUCGCUUCUACGAACGCAAAGAAAUCGAACGAUCCAUUUGCCAAGCCUAAAAAUGAUGAUCCGUUCGCUAAAAAGCCAAAAGUCGAAGAUGAUCCUUUCGCAUCUAAGCCAAAGGAAGAUCCAUUCGCAACACCAUCAUCCAAGUCAAAGCGUAAGAACGAAGAUGAUCCAUUUGGCUCAACAUCGAACUUUAAUACGAUGGCAGGAGAUCCAUUUGCCUCUUCCCACAGACAAAAGGCAACUUACGAGGAUCCAUUCACAUCUGUAUCGAAAUUCCAAGAAGACAAGAAGAAUACGGAUGAUCCAUUCUCAUCAAAGAAAGAUUUAACAAUUGCUCCACCUCCAAAUGAAGCUUCCAAGGCCAAGAAGUCCCAGGAUCCAUUCUCUACAACAGAUUCGAACUCACCUCUUGAAGCCGAUCCAUUUGCUCCUAAGAGAACCCCUCCAGUUUCAAAAGAUCCAUUUGCAACAGUUCCAUCUGAUUCCAAACUCAAAGAGGACACAAAAGAUCCAUUUGCUUCCAAUCCACAGUCCGCAGAUCCAUUCCAAACUUCCGGAGAUGAUCCAUUUGUAUCUCCAAGUUCACAAACCAUCGAUGAUCCAUUUGCAAACAAUCCAUUCUCCAAUUCUAGUAAUGCUGAUCCAUUCUCAGCCUCUGCUGACGACCCAUUCGCAAAUCCAUCUCCAUUACAACCGAAAGAAGAGUCAGAACCACCGAAAUCAGAAGAUCCAUUCGCUGCUCUAGCCAAAACAUCGCCACAGCCAUCAGCAGAUCCAUUCGCCGCCCAACCGAAAUCAGCUGAUCCUUUCUCAAACCCAGACAAACAGGAAGAAGACCCAUUUGCAGGUGGAGAUCCCUUCGCAGCACCUCCAAAGAACGGUUCUGCCGACCCAUUUGCCAUUCCUCCAGGCGCAGAUCCAUUUGCAGCUGCAGCGGGAGGAGCAGAUCCAUUCCAAGUCAACAAAGAUGAUCCAUUUGGAGAGAAUAAGUCAUCUGCACCGCCAUCAGCUGAUCCAUUCGCUGCAACUCCGAUAAAGGAGAGCAACGAUGAUCCGUUCAAAGCUGAGAAGAAGAAGAAAGAGAAACCGAAAGAUUUCAAGACAGCGAAAGCAGAGAAACCUGAGGGAGAAGAUCCAUUUACACAAGAGAUUCCUCCUGCAGGAGAAGAUCUAUUCAAACCAGAACCAGUUCACACAGAACCAGAUACAUUCACACGUGGAAAACCUGAAGUAGGAAUCAUGACAAACUUGAAACCAUUGAAAUUACCUAAAGACGACGUACAAGAAGAAAAGAAACCAGAGGAAAAGAAGAACGAAGAAAAGAAGGAAUAUUCUGAAUCUUAUUCAUAUUACACUUACACAUACAGUGACCAACAACCAGGAAACAAGAAAUCUGCUCCUGCUUCAGCUUCUCCAUUCGCUGCUCCUCCUAAAUCUGCUCUAAUGGGAACUGGCUCUGCAAAUGGAAUUGCUCCAACUCCAAAGGAUGAUCCAUUUGCAGCUCCUCCAAAGAAAGUUUCUGCUCCUGCUGAAGAUCCAUUUGCAAAUCCACCAAAACAAACUUCUCCACAAAAUUCAGAUGAUCCAUUUGCAAAUAACUCAAGUAAUGAAGAUCCAUUUGCUCCAAAGAAGUCACCAGCAAAUUCAUCAGAUCCAUUUGCUAAAUCUGAUGAUCCUUUCGCUGCUCCACCAAAGAAAUCUCCACAAAACUCCGCUGAUCCAUUUGCAACACCAGCAAAUAAAUCUCCUGCAAAUUCAGCUGAUCCAUUUGCUGCUCCAUCUCCACAACAAUCUGAUGAUCCAUUUGCUGCUCCUCCAAAGAAGUCACCAGCAAAUUCAGUGGAUCCAUUCUCUUCUGCUGUUGUUACAAAUGAAGAUCCAUUUGCUGCUCCAAAGAAAUCUCCUGCAAGUACAGAAGAUCCUUUCGCUCCAUCACAACCAGCAAAGAAAUCUAAUCCACCAUCAUCAGAUCCAUUCGCUUCAACCGUUCCUUCCACAUCAAAUGAUGAUCCUUUCUCUGCUCCUCCAAAGAAAUCCCCUCAAUCUUCAGCAGAUCCAUUUGCAUCGAACAAAUCUCCUUCUAAUUCAGCAGAUCCAUUUGCAUCCAAUAAAUCUCCUUCUAAUUCAGCAGAUCCAUUUGCUUCAACACCAUCGAAAUCUAAUGAUCCUUUCGCAGCUAGUUCUGAUGAUCCGUUUUCUUCUAAUCCAAAGAAGUCAUCUGCAGCUGCUUCGAAUGAUCCUUUCGCUCCUUCUCCAUCUCCAAAGAAGACAGCAGAUCCAUUCGAAGUUCCUCCAACACCGCCACAGUCUGAUGAUCCUUUCGCUGCUCCUGCAAAAUCAACUCCACAGAAAUCAAGUGAUCCUUUCGCUGCUCAACCGAAGAAAUCUGAAGAUCCAUUUGCUUCCCCUGCCAAAUCCUCCAAUGAUCCAUUUGUUCCUCCUCCAAAGAAACAGGCAGCUCCAUCAAAUGAUCCUUUCUCUUCCUCUCCAAAGUCUUCUGACCCAUUCGCUGCUCCUCCAAAGAAAUCAGCUCCAGCAACAGAUGAUCCAUUCGCUGCCGGUGAUGAUCCUUUCAAGCCAACACCAAAGAAGUCUUCUGCAGCUCCUUCUAAUGAUCCUUUCGCUCAGCCGGCGAAGAAGUCGGCUGAUCUAUUCGCUGCAAAUGAUGACCCAUUUGCAAAGCCAUCGAAAUCAAACGAUCCUUUCGCUUCUAAUCCAAAGACUAAAUCAAAUGAUCCUUUCGCUAACGACCCAUUCGCUAAUCCAAGCCCAUUCGGAACACCAAGCAGCGCUUCUCCUUUCGGAACACCAAGCAAUAGCUCGAAGAAUGAUGAUCCUUUCGCAUGA
Trichomonas vaginalis G3 is the source of this 6018-nucleotide messenger RNA. Its product is annotated as ATP binding. Gene Ontology annotation, cellular component: VCP-NPL4-UFD1 AAA ATPase complex; cytosol; nucleus. The coding region runs from base 1 to 6018 and encodes 2005 amino acids. Gene Ontology annotation, molecular function: polyubiquitin modification-dependent protein binding; ATP binding; ATP hydrolysis activity. NCBI's taxonomy places the organism in Eukaryota, Parabasalia, Trichomonadida, Trichomonadidae. The transcript has a single exon. The record is from RefSeq and is a predicted model, not a curated record. Gene Ontology annotation, biological process: retrograde protein transport, ER to cytosol; autophagosome maturation; mitotic spindle disassembly.